Messenger RNA from Metarhizium acridum CQMa 102, 822 nucleotides. The record is from RefSeq and is a predicted model, not a curated record. Lineage: Eukaryota; Fungi; Ascomycota; Sordariomycetes; Hypocreales; Clavicipitaceae.
AUGAGCAAACCGUCAGGCUGCUACUGGAAGCUGGUCUGCUGGAAUAGAGGCCGAACCGAAGACAUGAUCAUCCUAAACACCAGGGAGAGGCUCAGCCCACUUGCCAUGAGGGAUGUGGUUAGCACCAAUCCUACUGUCACUGGGGUGCUUGUCAAUGGUGCUGGACGCAACCAGACGAGCCUGCUGGUUGAGCCUGCUCGUUCAUCACCAACGAACGAUGCAGUCAAGACAGAACUUCUUGAAAAGAUCUGGCCGUCUGUGCAGAGCUUGACGCUUUGUAUCAAGCCGGUGACGGCCAUGGCGCGCGCAAUCCGCAACAAACCCGUUGCCGGCGAGUCGAUAAACAAGAACGGCGUUUCGUCAGACUCGAUUGUUCAGAUGAUUGCCCAGUCUACAGACAUGUCCACCCAUGACCUAUCUCCGGACAUUGAUCUCUUUGGAUACGGGAUGGAUUCCUUGCAAGUUAUCCUUGUGUCCAACGAAAUCAACAAGCCACUGCUGGCAAAAGACAGGCCACCGUCGUUUGAUCCUCAGACUGUGUGCGCCAACCCGACCAUCUCGUCACUUUUAGCCGCAGUAUCAACAAUUGUUGAAGGAAGAGACGUGCCUGAGAAUCAUGCACAAAUGGUUCUGACAAGAAUGAAAGAAAUGUAUCAUGGCUACAUGUCAGAUUUACCCCUAUCAGGAAGACGAGCUCUCCUGCGGCCCUCGCACAAGAGCUUUUUUUUGGUCACCGCCUCAACAAGAUCGCUUGGCUCAUACAUGCUAGACUCGCUAAUUAGCAACACUGAACCCUUGUGUCUCUCGCGUGUAUUACAUUAA